This is a messenger RNA of Orcinus orca (killer whale), 3702 nucleotides long. It is a transcript of the gene GABRA3, whose product is annotated as gamma-aminobutyric acid type A receptor subunit alpha3. The coding region runs from base 134 to 1717 and encodes 527 amino acids. NCBI's taxonomy places the organism in Eukaryota, Metazoa, Chordata, Mammalia, Artiodactyla, Delphinidae. The record is from RefSeq and is a predicted model, not a curated record. The transcript is spliced from 11 exons. Gene Ontology annotation, biological process: chloride transport; gamma-aminobutyric acid signaling pathway; signal transduction. Gene Ontology annotation, cellular component: dendrite membrane; postsynapse; synapse. Gene Ontology annotation, molecular function: GABA-gated chloride ion channel activity; benzodiazepine receptor activity; transmitter-gated monoatomic ion channel activity involved in regulation of postsynaptic membrane potential.
GCUCUUCUUCUUCUAGCAUCUCUCAAUGGACUGUUAGCUCACUGAUUUUAUGUCCUGACUCUUUUCUAACAGAAGCAUUUAGAGGAAUACAGUUUCCUCCUGUCGCUUUUUGCUGCCUCCCACUAAUUUUGAAAUGAAUGAGAAUUCCUGUGCUCUACAUUCUCACCAGCAUUUGGCGUUGUCAGUUUUCUGGAUUUUGGCCAUUCUGAUAGGUCUCUCCAAGUUGGUGCCUAAGAAGAUGAUAAUCACACAAAUAAGUCAGUUCUACAUGACUAGCCUUGGGGUUCUCUUCCUGAUUAAUAUUAUCCCUGGAACAACUGGCCAAGGGGAAUCAAGGCGACAAGAACCUGGGGACUUUGUAAAGCACGAUAUUGGCGGACUCUCUCCGAAGCAUGCUCCAGAUAUUCCUGAUGACAGCACCGACAACAUCACUAUAUUCACCAGAAUCUUGGAUCGUCUUCUGGAUGGCUAUGACAACCGGCUGCGACCUGGGCUUGGAGAUGCAGUGACUGAAGUUAAGACUGACAUCUACGUGACCAGUUUUGGCCCUGUGUCAGACACUGACAUGGAGUACACCAUUGAUGUAUUUUUUCGACAGACAUGGCAUGAUGAAAGACUGAAAUUUGAUGGACCCAUGAAGAUCCUUCCACUGAAUAAUCUCCUGGCUAGUAAGAUCUGGACCCCUGACACCUUCUUCCACAAUGGCAAGAAAUCAGUGGCCCAUAACAUGACCACACCUAACAAGCUGCUCAGACUGGUGGACAAUGGAACCCUCCUCUACACCAUGAGGUUAACAAUUCAUGCCGAGUGUCCCAUGCAUUUGGAAGAUUUUCCUAUGGAUGUGCAUGCCUGCCCACUGAAGUUUGGCAGCUAUGCCUAUACAACAGCCGAAGUAGUUUACUCUUGGACUCUUGGGAAGAACAAAUCUGUGGAAGUGGCACAGGAUGGCUCUCGACUGAAUCAAUAUGACCUGCUGGGCCAUGUUGUUGGGACAGAAAUAAUCCGGUCUAGUACAGGAGAAUAUGUCGUCAUGACAACCCACUUCCAUCUUAAGCGAAAAAUUGGCUACUUUGUGAUCCAGACCUACUUGCCAUGUAUCAUGACUGUCAUUCUGUCACAAGUGUCUUUCUGGCUCAACAGAGAGUCUGUCCCUGCCCGCACGGUCUUUGGUGUCACCACUGUUCUCACCAUGACCACCUUGAGUAUCAGUGCCAGAAACUCCUUACCUAAAGUGGCAUAUGCGACGGCCAUGGAUUGGUUCAUAGCCGUCUGUUAUGCCUUUGUAUUUUCUGCGCUGAUUGAAUUUGCCACUGUCAACUACUUCACAAAGCGGAGUUGGGCUUGGGAAGGCAAGAAGGUGCCAGAGGCCCUGGAAAUGAAGAAGAAAACACCAGCAGUCCCGACAAAGAAAACCAGCACCACCUUCAACAUCGUGGGGACCACCUAUCCCAUCAACCUGGCCAAGGACACUGAGUUCUCCACCAUCUCCAAGGGCGCUGCUCCUAGUGCCUCCUCAACCCCGACAAUCAUUGCUUCACCCAAGACCACCUACGUGCAGGAUAUCCCAACUGAGACCAAGACCUACAACAGUGUCAGCAAGGUUGACAAAAUUUCCCGCAUCAUUUUUCCUGUGCUCUUUGCCAUUUUCAAUCUGGUCUAUUGGGCCACAUAUGUCAACCGGGAGUCAGCUAUCAAGGGCAUGAUCCGCAAACAGUAGAUAUUGGUGGUGCCGCAACCAGAGCACUGUACACCCUAGGAAGUGUCCAUGCACCCAAACCCCAGGGCUCCCCUUCAUGUGUUUCAGGAUUCUUCUUUUUUAACCUUCUUACCAAGCCAUGACUCUCAAUUAAUAUUUAUGAAUCUCAAUGAAGAAACAAUAACAACAGAAAAAAUUACUUUUCCCCAUUGCUGAGUAUAUCCUCAUUGGAGCCAAACACUGCCAUUUGUCCAGUUGCUCAUCUUAAUCUGCCAGUCUCCCUCAGCUGAGGGCACAGCAUGUAUUUUAUUGCACUCUGCCCACUAAAGAAAGAACAGGAGACUCUAUGGCCUGUAGUGAGAGCCUUGGCUAUUUGAAAGUUCCAGACUAAGGAUGAUUGUUGACUGGUCCAGAUCAGAUGAUUCUGACUCACUAGGGAGCCAGGCUGCGUCCCAUGUGGUCCUGCCUGCCACCUCCCCUGCCCACAGCAGGGCCCACUAGGCAUAAGUACUGAUAACAAAGGCAGGAGCCAGUGCUAAUCUCUGAACAUGGCCCACAACCCCUUUAUUGGCUUGGAGGUUAAUGUGGACAGUUAAGGCUUACCACUGUCUACCAUGUAUGGCCAAAACAGAUAGAACCAACUGGGCCAGCCUGGCACCAACAUGGCUGAUGACCUGCCAUGUCUAGCCCCUCAGGAAAAUAGUACCCUCUUUGGUAUACCUCUCCUCCAGAAAGCCCUUUUCUCUCAAGCCCUUUGAACCCCUUGCAGCCAGCUGGACACUGCUUAGCUUGGACUCAUUACUGCCUGCAAACUCUUUAGGAAAAGGAUCAAGUAAUUUUUAAAAUUUAUACUAAAAAGGGACAUAUAGAACAAAUUCUAGAGCAAAUGCCUAAAUUUUUAAAAACAUUAGAGAGACAGGAAAGUCACCUCCCUGCCAAGGCAGCUAGUCAAAUACUGGAUGGAGUAAGCGAUUUGGGCUGGAUGGUAGUUGAGGCUUGAAAUCUGGCUCAAAAAAGAGGGCUACUGGCAGGUGAAAAUCAAAUUCUUCCUUCCACACCCUUCACACUCCAAACCGUAGGCCAAGCCCAAGAACUUUGCUCCUGCUGUGUCAGGGACCUCUGGUCCUCUGUUGAUGCCAAUUUUAAGAGGGAUGAAUUGGAGUUUAGUUGACUUUUGAGUCAACUAAAUUAUUAACCUUAUUAUCAGUUUGAUAACAUAUUAUUUAGGGGAUUUGAUCUCAUUUGUUCUUAAUAUGAGUAAAAGGGACAGUCAUAAUUGUAAAAUAUUUAUAAGGUAGAUAAACUCAGUUUCAUGUGUUUGAAUGACUUGCCUAGGCUCCUUACAAGUGUCUGUAAUAGAGAACUGUCACGUGACCCUUUCCAAAGGCCAAAAUGAAGACAGGGCUGAGAAUCCAGGUCCACCUUGAUCUCAGAAUCAGCACAGUCUCAACAGGCAUGCUGCGUCCUGAAUGCAGUUUGGUUGGACACCAAAAAGAUUUUUAGAAAGUCACAGUGUGUCACCCAAGGAGACCACUUCUAAUAGUCAUGGCUCAAGGAAAUGAGAUUAAGAUGGCAGCCCCAGCCACUAGUCCAAAGUAUCCUAGAACCCCUAAGUAACACCACAGAGAGCACCAAAAGGAGAUUCUCCCUGCCUACUCCCUGAUCAAUGCUCCUAAGGGGUCUAUCAUUAGCUGCUGGUUGCCUUUUCACCCAUCCUUCCCCCAUCCUCUGCUUCCUUGCCAUUGCUGGGAUAAUGCAUGCCAGUCCCAUUAUUCCUAAGACUGUGUCUGUAUGUAAGUUCAUGACUAAAAGAGUGUAGUGUCGUGGAUAUGUGGGGAUGGGGGGUGGGAUGGGGGGGUGGGGUGUGUGGGACUGUUAAUGAUUGUCCUGUUAAUGAUCAUCUUAAGGAAUUUAGAAUGGAAGCCUGACCUUUGCCUCUCUGUAGAAAUUGUGUUUCCAAAUGCUUUGGUGCAAUGUUUAGCGGCUGUUUAUUAAACUCUUUCUGA